This is a messenger RNA of Microthlaspi erraticum, 3849 nucleotides long. Lineage: Eukaryota; Viridiplantae; Streptophyta; Magnoliopsida; Brassicales; Brassicaceae. The record is from the annotation of a GenBank genome assembly.
AUGGCGGACUACGAAGAAACCGGGUCGCAGCGUCCACAAGUGUUUCUCAAUUACCGAGGAGCCGAGCUGCGCCAGAGCUUUAUCGCUCACCUCGAGAAGGCCCUGAAAAGGAGCGGAGUCAACGUCUAUGUCGACUGUGUAGAGCUGAAGGAGUUUCUUUUCAAGGGGAUCGAAGAGUCGAGCAUCGCGCUUGUAAUCCUCACGAGAAGGUACACUGAGUCGAGAUUGUGCUUAGACGAGCUUGUGAAGAUCAAAGAGCGAGUUGAGGAAGGCGAACUCAUGGCGAUUCCGAUUUUCUACGAGCUGAAUCCAUCCAUAGUGCAAGGGCUUGAUGGAGAUUUCGGAUAUAACUUGUGGAAUCACGUGAAGCGUACUUCUGAGUUCGACAAGCUCAAGCAAUGGAAGGAAGCUUUGGAUUUCUUUUCGCAAAAGCUUGGGUUGGUGUUUCAUGACAAGAGUAGUGAACCGGCGUUUAUCAACGACAUCAUUUUUCAUGUACAUGAAGAAUUAAGAAGGGACGGUGGUGUGAAUUUCAGAAAGAAUGAUGCUGAUGGUGAUGAUGAUGAUUUACUCGGUGAAGAAAACUCUGAUGAUAGCGCUGAGGACAAUAGAGUGGCCUCAGUCAAUGAGGAGAAGAAGCAAGAAAAUGUAAGCGAAACAUCUCCCGUGGUGACCUUGGACAAACCGCUCGCAGAGCAUCAAGUGUUCAUCAGUUUUCGAGGAGCUGAGGUGCGCCAUGGCUUUGUCAGCCACCUCGUUGAGGCCUUAGAAAGGAACGGAGUCAACGUCUAUGUCUACAGCGUAGAGUUGAAGGCUAGAAAUAUUGAUGUUCUAAACAAGAGGAUCAAAGAGUCAAGCAUCGCGCUUGUAAUCUUCUCGAAAAGGUACACUGAAUCGAGAUGGUGCUUAGACGAGCUGGUGGAGAUCAAAAAGCUCAUGGACGAAGGCAAACUCGUUGCUAUUCCAAUCUUCUACAUGGUGGAGCCCAGAAAGGCUAAAAAACUUGAUGGAGAAUUCGGUGAUAACUUUCGAGAUUUGUGUAAAACGCAUCGGGAUUGGCCUAUUACUAAAUGGAAGGAAGCUUUGAAGUCUAUUGCGUCCAGGGAAGGCAUCUAUUUGAAGGAGCAAAGUUCUGAGAGCGAGAUCAUCAAUCUCACCGUCAAGAAACUCCUAGAGAAUAUUUCGCAGCGGGAAGGAGAAAUGCAUGAAACUUCUCUUCACAAGUGUCCCCUCUUUCUCACCACUCUCGCAAUGAUGCUCUACGAAAAGUGGAAGCACAGGUUCAUACGUCGCGUUCUUCUUCAGGACAUCCGUGGGAAUUCAGAAAAGUAUGUGUCAGUGAGGCUGCGAGAGACACUCUGGGAACGUUUACUCAAGAGAAAGUUUCCAGUGAUAGGUGACGAGACGACAUAUGAAUCCACGAAAGGUGAACUACUCAAGACCAAGAUUUUUGUUGUUCUCGAUGACGUGAGUGACAAGCAACAGUUAGAGUUUCUCCUCGGUGACCGUGACUGGAUUAAGAAGGGAAGCAUGAUUGUUAUUACUACGUCUGACAAGUCAUUGCUUGAGGGAUUCGUUGAUGAUACUUAUGUGGUCCCGAAACUGAACGAUAGCGAGGCCUUUCAACUCUUUAGCUAUCAUGCCUUUCGUGAUCAUAUUCAUAGUCGUGACAGUACCUUCCUGAAGCUCUCUAGAAUGUUUGUGGAUUACGCUGAAGGACACCCAUUGGCUCUCAAAAUACUAGGCAGUGAACUUUGUGGGAGAGACGAGGCUUACUGGGAAUCUAAAUUGGAAAAGUCAGAGGAUGAGUACUUUGUUAGGAGUUUACUAGAUUCAGGAGAUCCUGACUCUACUGAUGCUGUGAGUGAAGUAAAAGAUCUCGUGAACAAGUUCCUGAUUACAAUUGUUGACGGCCGAGUAGAAAUGAAUGUUCCACUAUGUACAUUCUCUAAGGACCUUGCUUCUCCUCAGUGCCUUAGGCUGUGGAACUACAAAGACAUCAUCAGUGAGCUAAAACAAAAAUCUGAUGCUAAUAAUGUAAGAGGCAUUUUCUUAGACAUGUCAAAGUUAACGACGAGUGUGUGGCUGGAACCUUUAACCUUCAUCAAUAUGCGUAACCUUCGAUACAUGAAAAUAUAUGAUUCUUGUUGUCCUCGGCAAUGUGAGGCUGAGUGCAAAUUUAACUUCUCGGAAGGGUUUAAUUUCCCCUUGGAAGAGGUCCGAUAUUUUCAUUGGCUGAAAUUCCCAUUGGCGGAGCUUCCACCAGACUUCAGACCAGAGAAUCUUGUUGACCUUAGGCUGCCGUACAGUAAUAUUACACAUGUUUGGGAAGGUGAAAAGGAUAUACCACGGUUGAAGUUUGUAGAUCUAAGCUACUCUAGUGAGUUGCUCGACUUGUCAGCGUUGUCAAAGGCUGAAAAUCUUCAAAGACUAAAUCUGGAAGGCUGCACGAGUUUGUAUAAGUUGCCGGUGGGGAUUAAAAAUAUGAAGUCUCUUGUUUGCCUGAACCUGAGAGGAUGCAUAGGUCUUUGCUUUCUUCCAAAGAUGAAUCUAAUCUCUCUGAAAACACUCAUCCUCAGUGACUGCUCAAACCUAUAUGAGUUUCAGCUAGUUUCAAAAAGUUUAGAAACUCUACAUUUGGAUGGCACAGCAAUCAAAGGACUUCCUCGGGCUAUGCGGAAACUCCAGAGGCUUGUCGUGUUGAAUUUGAAAAACUGCAAAAUGUUGAAGUGUCUUCCCAAUUGUCUUGGCAACCUGAAAGCUCUUGAGAAGCUAAUACUCUCUGGUUGUUCAAGGCUUGAUGAUCUUCCGGACGUCAGGAAUAGCUUAAAACAUCUCCAGGUUUUACUUUUUGAUGGGACAGGAGCAAAAGAGAUGCCAAGCACGUCAUGCUUCACUGGAUCCAAAGGCACAGCUUCUGCAGAUAUGUUCUUACAACCUCAAGGAACACGUUUCAGCGUGAGAGAAUGGCCAUGUGGUGUUGACAGAAUAUCCUCACUGCGGCGUCUAUGUUUGAGUAGAAGUAAUUUCGUCAGCCUGCAACCUGACAUUUGGAAACUUUAUAAUCUGAAAUGGCUCGACGUGAAGCACUGCACGAGUCUCAUAUCUGUUCCAAUGCUUCCACCAAGACUUCAGUACUUCGAUGCGCAUGGUUGUGUUUCACUGGAAAGAGUUGCAAACCCUAUAGCCUUUUCGAUGUUGUCUGAUCAGAGCCAUGCCACAUUCAAUUUUUCCAACUGCAACAAUUUGGAUCAAGACGCAAAGGGUAAUAUCAUCGCAUAUACUAGGUGGAGAAGCCAGCUAGUUCUAGAUGAACUCACACAAUACAAUGUGGGUUUACUUUCGGAUGUUUCGAUUGGAACUUGUUUUCCUGGAUGGGAAGUCCCGACGUGGUUCAGUCACCGAGCCAUUGGAUCAGUGUUAAAGCCCAAGCUGCAUGUACACUGGUCUGACAACAAGUUUACUGGGAUCGGUCUAUGCGCUGUUAUCGUAUUUGAUGGUUACCACAACCAGAGGAACCGUGUUGUAGUGAAAUGUAAUUGUGAGUUCAAGAACGGAGACGGGUCUAUUAUCCGCUUUAGUUGCGCUGUUGGAGGUUGGAGCGAACCAAGUAACACACCACGGAAGAUUGAGUCGUCUCAUGUCUUUAUUGGCUUUGCAAGUAGGAUGUCUAUCAACAAAAUUGUUGAAGAGAAAUGUGUUUGUACUGAAGCCUCUAUUGAGUUUGAAGUUACGGAUGGUAUGGAAGAGAUCAAAGGUUGCGAGGUGGUGAAGUGUGGCUUUACUUUGUGUAAGCCAAAGCGAUAUGAGCUUGGUGAGAUCGUCAUGAGAUCUCGAAUCCGUUCGUGA